UCGAGUCCAUUCGCAGUUAGCAGCGCCUUGUAAAAGUUUCUUCCUCACUCUCUCUCUCUCUCUCUCUCGCCGCUGUUGGCUGCAAAAAGAGAUGGUAUUAUCGAACAAGAAGCUCAAGCAAAAGCUGAGAGCCGCCGUAGCCGAAUCUCUGGCAGCUUCUGUGGGCGGAAACAACUCGUUGAAUGUGGAUUCGUCAGACCCAGAACCUAAUUCACAGAUCCAAUCCCUGAAAGGACUUUUGGGCUCUGCAACCCAGAAACCUAGAUUGUCUAAGAGAGAGAAGAGGAGGGCAGCUCAAACUCUUGCUUCCCAAAGUUCGGAGACUAGAAGUAGCAGCGGUAGGGAUGCAGGGGAAGAGAAGAAGGAAGCCGAUUCAGAGGGUGUGAUUGAAAAGAAAAGGAAGAAGAAAAGGAAGAGAGAUGCAGACGGAGUUAAAGAGACAGAGAAUGCAGUAAAUGGGUCCGCAGAGAAUGUCGCUGCGACGAAGAAGAAGAAGAAGAAGAAGAAAAAGAAAAAGAAUAAAAAGAAGAAUAAAGAUGAGGAACAGAAUAAGGGUUCUGGAGCUACAAAAGGAGGGAGUGAAGAACAAGGCGUGAAAGAGGCAAUUAAAAUCAGUGAUAGUCAAGAAAAUGGGGAUGCUGCGACAAAAGUGUAUGUUGGGGGCAUUCCAUAUUACUCAACCGAGGAUGAUAUACGUAGUUAUUUCGAAGGUUGCGGCACGAUAACUGAAGUUGAUUGUAUGCAGUUUCCUGAGACAGGAAAGUUCAGAGGAAUUGCCAUUAUCAGUUUCAAGACAGAAGCCGCUGCCAAAAGAGCAUUGGCCCUUGAUGGAGCUGACAUGGGUGGUCUGUACCUGAAAAUCCAGCCAUACAAGACAACUCGAUUAAAGAAAAUGUCUGAUUUUGCUCCUGAAAUGGUUGAGGGCUAUAAUAGGAUUUAUGUUGGGAAUUUGUCUUGGGAUAUAACUGAGGAUGAUUUGAAGAAACUUUUCUCGAGUUGCAGUAUAUCAUCUAUACGAUUUGGGAUGGACAAGGAAACAGGAGAAUUUAGAGGCUAUGCCCAUGUGGAUUUCUCAGAUAAUCUCUCAUUAACAAUGGCGCUCAAAUUGGAUCAGGAAAUAGUAUGCGGACGACCGGUGAUGAUAAGAUGUGCAGUUCCUAAUAAAAGUGCAGAAACCCAUUCAAGAUCUGCACCAACUAGUAAGAAAGCUGCGGCUGAUAGUGGAGGUGGUGGUGGUGGCGAGACGAGCACAGGCAGUGGGAAAAAGAAGAGGCGGACAUGCUAUGGAUGUGGUGUAAAAGGUCAUUUAUUUUCAGCUUGUCCUAAUAAGCAGGCUCCGAAUGCAAGCUGAUUGUGUAUGAACUGGCAAACUAUCCUUCAAGAAGUACCCCUCCUUUAACUCAUUCCCCCACCCCCUUUUUGUUUAUUUCAGAUAGCAAGUAGAUUAUUGAUUCAAGUGUUUCAGGAUGAACACCAUGAUACCUGUUCCUCAUUCUUUAUACCAGAGAGGAAAUUCACCCUGGUUGGAUGCAGAUAUCAGGAAAAAAUGGGAAAAUAUUUGUGUUUCCACUUUAUAUGAUAAGUUUGUUAUUCA
Molecule: messenger RNA, 1594 nt
Organism: Malania oleifera
Lineage: Eukaryota; Viridiplantae; Streptophyta; Magnoliopsida; Santalales; Ximeniaceae
Product: phragmoplastin interacting protein 1
Exons: 4
Coding region: 92-1351 (419 amino acids)
Molecular function (GO): RNA binding; zinc ion binding
Source: RefSeq, a predicted model, not a curated record